This is a messenger RNA of Aureobasidium musti, 1520 nucleotides long. The record is from the annotation of a GenBank genome assembly. Lineage: Eukaryota; Fungi; Ascomycota; Dothideomycetes; Dothideales; Saccotheciaceae.
GAACCGACUUCUCAAGCUACCACAUGAUGCUUUUGACGGCUCCGCAUCCAUUGACCGUGGCUGCGAUAGGUACUGUGCUACUAGGAAGUCUGGUGUACGUCGCUUUCGGCUGGUGGAAGCUUCGACAAUCAAGACAAGAACUCGAGAGAAAUACUAAAUGUCUUCCGCCACGUGGUAUAUACCGUAACUUGGACCCCUUCAUGGCACUUGACAUGAUACUGUCUAUAAUAUCUGCAGCGAGAAAGAAGAAACUGCUCGACUGGUUCGACGGCAAUUUUCAGACAUAUGGUCCAACAUACAUCGUCAGCACUAUCCCAAAAUACACUAUCCAUACCACCGAGGCCGAGAACAUCAAAACGGCUUUCUCUCUGAAGUUUGAUGACUGGUCUGCCAGGCCUGGGCGCCUGUCUUUCCAACAUAUAAUGUCUGGUUCAACAUUCAUGUCUGAUGGUGCUGCAUGGUCUCAUUCAAGAGGCAUCCUGCGACCUACGUUUGCUAGAGAUCGCAUCAAUGAUCUUGAUCUACUCGAAGCUCAUUUCCAAAAACUACUCAAGCUGAUACCGGAUGAUGGAUCGACCUUUGACUUAGGUGCCCUGUUCCAUCGGUAUUCAUUCGACGUCUCAUCAGAAUUUUUGUUUGGAGAGUCACUCGACUCUCUCGGAAAUCAGACAGAAGCCAAGGCUCGGUUGGUCCAUGAUAUCGAGCUUGUCAUCCAUGAUGCAGCAGACCGCGCUCGCUUGUCUCUGUUAUACCGUUGGCUCAAACGCCCAGGUGUUGAUCAAGCAAUUCGCAAUGUACAAAGUGCUACGGUCAGAUACGCGCGAAUGGCUCUAGAGCGAGCAACUCAGGACAAAAUCCACGCUCAUACUCAGAGCUCAGACAAAGAGCGUACCCAAUAUUCUUUCUUAGAUGAAAUGGCGCGCCAGACACAAGAUCUCCACAAGAUGUCAGAAGAAGCGACUAGUCUUAUGUUCGCUGGNAAAGAUACGACUGCCGCAUUGCUCGGUAGUUUGUGGUAUCUGCUUGCCAGGCAUCCCGAGGCAUGGACGAAACUUCUCACAGAGGUUGAUCAACUUGAGGGAGUAGCGCCCACAUAUGAGUGGAUCAAAAAUGCCAAGUAUCUGAGAUAUUGUGAGCAUGAAGCGUUGAGACUUUACCCAGCGAUCCCGAUAGCACCACCUAGGGUUGCUAACAAGAAUACUGUACUUCCACUUGGCGGUGGCAAAGACGGCAAAUCGCCUUUGUUUGUGCCAAAAGGCUCGAAACUGCUCGUCCACAUCUAUUCUGCAAACCAUCGUAAAGAGGUUUACGGGGAGGAUGCCGCAGAAUUCAGACCAGAAAGAUGGGAGGAUCUCCGUCUGGGCUGGCAAUUUGCAAUCACUGAAGCAUAUUACCUUACUGUGCGCCUUAUGCAGCACUUCCGACGGAUUGAAUGUCGCGACUCGAGACCGUUCACAGAGGACCUCGCUGGCGUCACAUUGAACCCAGACGGCGGCGUCCAAGUCGGUCUGUAUCAUGAG